AUGAUUUGCUUAAUCUGGAUUUUGGUCUCGAUUAUUACCAGUUUGUCGUCUGUACAAACACUGGAUAACGGACUUGCUCUUACUCCUCCCAUGGGAUGGAUGCACUGGCAAAGAUUUAGAUGUUUGGUUGACUGUGAAGCUUAUCCAGAUGAAUGCAUCAGCGAAAAGUUGUUUAAAGAAAUGGCUGACCAUUUAGUAUCAGAUGGAUACUUAGAAGCCGGUUAUGAGUAUCUCAUAAUAGAUGAUUGUUGGAUGUCCAAAGAAAGAGAUAGUGAAGGAAGGUUACAACCGAACGCCACUAGGUUUCCAAGUGGAAUUAAAGCCUUAUCUGAUUAUGUCCACGAUAAGGGAUUAAAAUUUGGAAUAUACGCAGACUAUGGAACCAAAACAUGUGCAGGGUAUCCAGGUAGUCAUGGAUAUCUAGAAAUUGAUGCUAAAACGUUUGCUGAUUGGGGCGUUGAUUACUUGAAACUGGAUGGGUGUUAUGCAGACCUUACAGAUUUACAACCAGGUUAUAUUGAAAUGGGCAAUUAUUUGAAUCAAACAGGACGUCCUAUAGUAUAUUCUUGUAGCUGGCCUGCCUACCAAGAACCUAAAGGUGUUAAGCCAAAUUACACUGCAUUACAAGACACGUGCAACCUAUGGCGAAACUGGGACGAUAUAGACGACACGUGGUCCAACGUCACCAGUAUUUUGAAAUGGUUUAGCACCAACCAAGACCGCAUAGCAUCCUUUUCUGGAGUAGGUCACUGGAAUGAUCCAGAUAUGCUAAUCAUAGGCAAUUUUGGUCUCAGCUACGAACAAAGCAAAGCUCAAAUGGCGAUAUGGGCAAUAAUGGCUGCCCCUUUGAUCAUGUCUGUCGAUUUAAGAACUAUAGAGCCUAGGUUUAGAGACAUACUCUUAAAUAAAGAGAUUAUAAAAAUUAAUCAAGACUCUUUGGGCAUUCAAGGACGAUUGGUGACUACGUUUAAGAAUAUUGAUAUUUGGACAAAGCCGAUUUUACCCAAAGAUAAAAACGGUGCCCCGUCUUAUGCUAUUGGUUUUUUGAGUAAUAGGGUGGAUGGUUAUCCUUACAUGUUAAACGUGACUUUAUCGGAGUUAAAUAUUACUGAAGCAGAGCAAUAUACAAUUAAGGAUAUCUUUGACUCCAAGACAUUCACCACUUCUCCCAGAGACAAGCUGAUUGUUCGGGUAAAACCAUCAGGUGUUGUGCUGCUCACUGCCACUCCCGUCUCAAAGUGAAACAUUCUCGAAAAAAUAUUUUUCAUUUUAUAUAUGUACCCCUGCUCUUCGAACAAUUAAAUAAAAAAAAUAAAGUAACAUUUUGAAGUAUAA
This is a messenger RNA of Zophobas morio, 1335 nucleotides long. RefSeq names its product alpha-N-acetylgalactosaminidase-like. Bases 1 to 1242 code for a protein of 413 amino acids. Gene Ontology annotation, molecular function: alpha-galactosidase activity. The transcript has 8 exons. Gene Ontology annotation, cellular component: cytoplasm. The record is from RefSeq and is a predicted model, not a curated record. NCBI's taxonomy places the organism in Eukaryota, Metazoa, Arthropoda, Insecta, Coleoptera, Tenebrionidae. Gene Ontology annotation, biological process: oligosaccharide metabolic process; glycoside catabolic process.